Messenger RNA from Salmo salar (Atlantic salmon), 1537 nucleotides. The record is from RefSeq and is a predicted model, not a curated record. Lineage: Eukaryota; Metazoa; Chordata; Actinopteri; Salmoniformes; Salmonidae.
AUGAUACGCGAAAACACAUCAAAAAUAGUUGACCUCGAGACCUCUCUGAAUCAUGCAUACAAGAGUAUCGAAGAGCUUAAACUUGCAAACACUGCUACGUCUGAGAAAUGCAUUGCUCAGGAGAAGACCAUCGCAGACAUGCAAGAGCGCUUAUCGGAAGCAGAGCGAUACCGGAGAAGGUGGGGGCUACGGCUUUACGGUGUCCCCGAGGACCAGGAUGAGAAUGUGAAGCGCUUAGUAAGAGACAUCUGUAACCGUGUGGCACCGGACUUUCCCGAUGGAUAUAUGGAUAUGGCUGUGGAUGUCGCUCAUCGUAUUGGGAAGAAACAAGAUGCCAUCGUCAGCCGAUCGAUCAUCAUCCAGUUUGCUUUUCGCACAGCGAGAGAUGCAGUUUGGAAGAAAGCAAAGGAAAGCGCCUUUCUGAAAGAAAGAAAACUUAGAUUCGGUGAGGACUUGACUGCAGCAGACAAGGCAGCAAAGGCAAAAUUGUGGCCUCUCGUACAACAGGCCCGAAAUCAAGGAAACGGUGGAUACUACAGGGGAAUCAGAGCUUUUUUCGCCAACGACGAGGCAGAGAAGAGUCUCUCCAGAUCAGAACACCUCAAGAAACACCAGCAGAGAACCACAGGGAAGAAAUCUCACUGCUGUUCUGACUGUGGGAACCGUUGCAAAUAUUCAUCAGAACUUAAAAUACACCAGAGAGCAUACACAGGAGAGAAAUCAUUUUGCUGUAGUCAAUGUGGGAAGAGUUUUGUUCAAUCUGGCUCUCUGACUUUACACCAGAGAACACACACUGGAGAGAAACCAUAUAGCUGUACUCAAUGUGGGAAGAGUUUUACUGUGUCAAGCUCCUUGAUAGUGCACCAGAGAACACACACAGGAGAGAAACCUUAUAGCUGUGGUCAAUGUGGGAAGAGGUUUAAUCGGUCAAGCAGCCUGAUAGUACACCAGAGAGCACACACAGGAGAGAAACCAUAUAGCUGUACUCAAUGUGGGAAGAGUUUUGGUCAAUCUGGCUCUCUGACUUUACACCAGAGAACACACACUGGAGAGAAAUCUUAUUGCUGUGAUCAAUGUGGGAAGAGUUUUACUGUGUCAAGCUCCUUGAUAGUGCACCAGAGAACACACACAGGAGAGAAACCUUAUAGCUGUGGUCAAUGUGGGAAGAGGUUUAAUCGGUCAAGCAGCCUGAUAGUACACCAGAGAACACACACAGGAGAGAAACCAUAUAGCUGUGAUCAAUGUGGGAAGAACUUUGGUCAAUCUAGAGAUCUGACAGUGCACCAGAGAAUACACACAGGAGAGAAACUCUAUAGCUGUGAUCAAUGUGGGAAAUGUUUUGCUGCAUCUAGAAAUCUGACUCUACACCAAAGAACACACACAGGAGAGAAACCUCAUAGCUGUGAUCAAUGUGGGAAGAGAUACUCUGAUAAAAGAUAUCUGAUUAAACAUAAAACAAUACAUGUUGUUUCAUGAUAUCAAUGAAAUGAUGUCACAAUGUAGAAUGUUUUAACAUUGUAGAAGCAGUAUUUUAAUG